Messenger RNA from Doryrhamphus excisus (bluestripe pipefish), 1999 nucleotides. It is a transcript of the gene chrna9a, whose product is annotated as cholinergic receptor, nicotinic, alpha 9a. Gene Ontology annotation, molecular function: acetylcholine-gated monoatomic cation-selective channel activity; transmembrane signaling receptor activity. Gene Ontology annotation, biological process: monoatomic ion transmembrane transport. The record is from RefSeq and is a predicted model, not a curated record. Lineage: Eukaryota; Metazoa; Chordata; Actinopteri; Syngnathiformes; Syngnathidae. Gene Ontology annotation, cellular component: postsynaptic membrane.
AGUCUCUGACAUAAUGUAGAUCAAGAGAAUGGAAGACUGACCUUCUGGGUGACGACUCGGCGAAUGCACAGCUGCACAGUUACUGCAAGAAAAUGAAGAAGGCAGCAGUGAUGGUUUGGAUCAUCCUUUUGGUGCAAGUGUGUGAGGGUGCAGGAGGACAUUAUGCACGUAAACUUCUCAGUGACCUGAUGGAGGACUACUCCAACGCUCUGAGGCCUGUGGAGGACACCGACAAAGCGCUCAACGUCUCCCUCCAGAUCACACUCUCACAGAUUAAAGAUAUGGAUGAGAGAAACCAGGUGCUGACCACCUAUCUGUGGAUCAGACAGGUGUGGCACGAUGCCAACCUGAAGUGGAACAAGGAGGAUUACGAUGAUCUGGAGAUGAUCAACAUUCCCAGCGACUUGGUUUGGAAGCCAGACAUUGUCCUUUAUAACAAAGCAGAUGAAGAAUCAUCUGGUCCAUCCAACACCAAUGUGAAGCUGCGCUACAAUGGGGAGAUUGUCUGGGACUCUCCUGCCAUCACAAAGAGUACAUGUGUGGUGGAUGUUUCUUACUUUCCUUUUGACUGGCAGCAGUGCAACCUCACCUUUGGCUCCUGGACCUACAAUGGGAACCAGGUGGACAUCAGCUUGGGGAUGGACAGCGGCGACCUGUCUGACUUUGUGGAGAAUGUGGAGUGGGAGUGCCACGGCAUGCCGGCAGUGAGGAACGUCAUGAUGUACGGCUGCUGCUCUGAUCCUUACACCGAGGUCACCUACACCCUGCUCCUGAAGCGUCGCUCGUCCUUCUACAUCUUCAACCUGCUCCUGCCUUGUUUUCUCAUCUCGUUCCUGGCGCCACUGGGCUUCUACCUCCCUGCCGACUCGGGGGAGAAGGUGUCCCUGGGGGUGACUGUGUUGCUGGCCCUCACUGUGUUUCAACUGCUGGUUGCUGAGAGCAUGCCGCCUGCAGAGAGCAUGCCCUAUAUAGGAAAAUACUACAUCGCCACCAUGACAAUGAUCACAGCCUCAACAUCCCUCACCAUCUUCAUCAUGAACAUUCAUUUCUGUGGCGCUGAGGCCAAGCCGGUACCUCACUGGGCUAAAGUCCUCAUCAUAGACUACAUGUCCAAAAUCUUCUUUGUCUAUGAGGUGGGGGAGAACUGCACAACUUCAGAGUGUGAGAAGAGCCCCCUGUACCCCGACGAAACCAUGAGUGAUGCGACCUUCAACCCUGAAAACUGUGACAUCUACUACCGUGACACAGACGCAUACAAGCACACCAACGGUCACGGUGUCCAUCAUCCCAAAAAGCAGCACAAAAAUCAGGCAAAUGGCAACACCAGGCAUCACUAUCACAACAACCAUAAGAACCACACCUUUGGAGCCGGUCGGGCACAGGGGAACCGAGGGGCGGGUCAGCACUACCAGCAUUACAUCACAAGAGACGACCUGGACUACGAGGCUACUCCUCAUCCUCUGAAACUCCAGCACUUGAAUGGAGAACUGAAGGAGCAUCUCCUCGAUCCUGGGGAGACAAAACAUUUGACCCCAGCUUGCCCCUGCAGCUGCCCCUGCCUCCAACAUAAUCAGGUGGUGAAGAACAUCCAGUACAUGGCCAACUGCUUCCGAGAGCAGAGGGCAACUUGUGUCAAGGCGGCAGAGUGGAAGAAGAUUGCUAAAGUGAUGGAUCGAUUCUUCAUGUGGAUCUUUUUCAUCAUGGUGUUCCUCAUGAGUAUCCUCAUUAUUGCUAAGGCGUCAUGACAACCGCUUUUGUUCUAUUUUUUGGUCUAACACUAAUCCUCCAUUAUCUCUAGACACAUGAGUCACCUAAUUGCCAUCUUAGAGGUGGAAAGAAUUAGACCAGUUUACCUACAAAGGAAGGUGUUUCAUGUGUCAGUAUCGUACUGUGUGCCCAUUGUUCUUGUUGACAUUUUGUAUAAGACAAGGACUCGUCAUUGUUUAUGAACUGACAUUCAGCUACAGGCACCACCAUCACAGUGGAACACAGUGAAAAA